CGGCUUACGGUGAUUCAGGACAUUCGCCUUAGACUCGUUGGGGUGGCGAAAACCCUAUGGCCAGAAGGAAUCGGCGCUGAUGGAAACCAAACAUACGACAAAAAACGGUUCAUAAAUCAGUGCAUUAAUAUUGACCUUGGCAAUGGCAAUGACUCUGAUAGACUAUACAACAUAUACAGCGGCUACAAUCGAUUUCCCUUUGAAAUGUUCAUUCCUAACGAUGUUCCAGAAUCCAUAGAAUGUGAACUCGGAUACGUCGAGUACCGACUGAUAGCAUCAAUGCGUCGACCUCGGCGAUUUCCAUUAUCAAGCGAAAUCGUUGCCGAAGUCCCAAUACAACUUAUCCGAUUGCCUGUGGACGUGUCAGUCUCUGGAGAAUGCCCAGCUGAAUCUAUUUCAAUUUCAAGGGGUCUUCCAGAAUUUGGAGAGUACAGUAUCACCAUUGAGAAACACAUUGUCAGUCCAGGCACCACCUUACCUGUGUCAUUGCGCUUUUCAUCGUUGGUUCCCAAAGCUCGGAUAGAAGGCGUCACUGUCAAGAUACAUGAGAGAUGCACGAUAAGGGCACCAGAAAAGGGCGUAACUCGUAUCAUCAAUCACAAGAUUACAUUGCGAAGAACAGAUCAAGUUUCACCUAAUCUAGGCAUCAACAUGGAUGAUCUUCGCGGAGCACCCUGGGAGGACCGAAUAUUUUAUGAAGUACCUGAUGAUCGCAAAAUACCACUUCAUCCUUCAACAUCCUACAGAGAUAUCAAUAUAAAACAUUGGAUACAAGUACUGAUCAAAGUAUCCAUACCGAACCCAAAUGAAGCCGAAGUAGCAUCUCGACCGCUUUUAGUUAAAGAAGUUAUGCUGGAUUCAAAAAUGUGGGUGUUACGAGCAGGGGCUACUAGUGAGGAUUUUGUCACCUUACCGCAAUAUUCAGAAAAGAUUCAAGGGGAUGACUUGUGUCUUGUGUGGGGCGAUUUGCCAGAUUAUUCUCAAACUGUCAUGCCGAACCAGUCACCGACCAACAGCAUCCAUUCCUUUCUGGAUUUUGCGAAGCCCACACAUAUUGGGAAACGAAUAACGUCCAUCAUCAGACGAUGUAAAUCGCACGAACAACUUUCAGAUUCAGCAAAGGAGAUACCUGAAACGACCAAGAAUGCAAGGUUUAGGCUAUCCUGCGUACUACCCAAUUUUAACCACCCACCGGAACCAAGGCAAUCAACCAGUAGCGAUAGUCCAAGGCUGAGUGAAUCACUCUUAUGCCGUCUACAAUCCGCAGACUUAUUAUAGAGUCGCCCCAACCUUAUAAUUAUUAACCAGCGCACGCAACGUCAACAAAUACUUUGCUUUGGAGACCUGGUAUACGU
Molecule: messenger RNA, 1355 nt
Organism: Umbelopsis ramanniana AG
Lineage: Eukaryota; Fungi; Mucoromycota; Umbelopsidomycetes; Umbelopsidales; Umbelopsidaceae
Exons: 2
Coding region: 205-1278 (357 amino acids)
Source: RefSeq, a predicted model, not a curated record